Messenger RNA from Zychaea mexicana, 712 nucleotides. RefSeq lists its product as uncharacterized. Gene Ontology annotation, molecular function: zinc ion binding; nucleic acid binding. Lineage: Eukaryota; Fungi; Mucoromycota; Mucoromycetes; Mucorales; Lichtheimiaceae. The coding region runs from base 252 to 611 and encodes 119 amino acids. The record is from RefSeq and is a predicted model, not a curated record. The transcript is spliced from 2 exons.
CUUUUCUUUCUCAACUUGCUGAAAAUAUGACCGAACAAGACUCAAAGAGUGAAGAAGACAAGAUCCAGGCCAUGUUUCAACAAACCUCUGAUCAAUGGGAUGAACAACAAGAUCAACUUCCAAGGUAAUCAUUCCUUUAUCUUUUUCUACGGAAAAAACAAAAUAAAUGAAUUGCGAAAUCUAAGUGCUUUUCUUUUGUUGUUGGAUCAAAAUAAAUCUUUAGUACAAGCGGUGCGAGUCCUAAACCGAAUAUGCGAUCGCCACAGCCGUUUGGCAAUCCAAUGAUGAGCGCACCAGGAUUCAAUCCAAUGAUGAAUAUGGCCAUGCUGAACCCGCAACUUCACUUUCAACAAAUGAUGUUGCAACAGCAAAUGCAACAAAUGCAUCAAAGACCCAACAUGGGCGGUGGUGCUGCCGGUGGCAUGGGUGGGGUUGUUGGUGGAGUAAGCGGCGGUGGCGGCAGUAGUCAAUCCACUAUACCACCAGAAACACAAAAACCACCAGUGGGAUAUGUUUGCUUUAAGUGUCGACAGCCAGGCCAUUGGAUUUACUAUUGUCCAAACGUACCAAAAGGCCAAUUCGUACCGAGACCAGGGGUGAAUGGAAGGUAACGUGUUUUGCUAAUAUUAUAUCAGGGAAUGAGUUAUACGUACAUAGAAAUGUUUGACAAUCAAUGUUUUCUUCGUUCUUAUAUUAAAAACUAGCCCGUCUG